Molecule: messenger RNA, 4198 nt
Organism: Chara braunii
Lineage: Eukaryota; Viridiplantae; Streptophyta; Charophyceae; Charales; Characeae
Source: the annotation of a GenBank genome assembly
CGAUGAAGAAUCCAAAGGCGAAAGGUGGCCAUGGCGGCCCUCCGCCUAAAGGGAAAAAAAACGAUUUGCAGGGGAAGAAGGAGGAGGAGCGCACGAGCACGGGGCAACGAGAAGAAUGGCCCGUGAUUACAGAUCAGAGAUUUGCUCGCCUUCACACAGAUCCAAGGUUCCAGAUUAUUCCGAAAGCGAAGCAGAGGAUCGCAAUUGACAAGAGAUUUCAGAGAAUGUUCACGGAAGAAGCAUUCCAAGUGAACGCAGCGCUCGAUAAACGCGGGAGGGUCAACAGACAGGAAAAGCGCGGGGAAGAUCUGAGGCGGUUUUAUCAACUGGAGCUGGAAGAAGAAGAGAAGAAGAAACAAGGGAAAGGCAAAGAAGAGGAGGAAGAAGAGGAGGAGGAGGAGGAGGAGGAGGAGGAGGAGGAGGGGACGAAGAAGGGGAAAAAGCAAGGGAAAGCAAAGGACUGGGACAACGAAGAGGAGAGCGAAGAGGAGAGCGAAGAGGAGGAAGAGGAGGAAGAGGAGGAAGAGGAAGAGCGGAAGGGGAAAAAGGAAAGGACACAGAAAUACAGGCAAGCCAAAGUCAAAAUAGCAAGAAAAGGAAAGGAGAUUCUCGAGGAGGAGGAGGAGGAGGAGGAAGAGGAGGGGGAGGAGGGAUCGUCAUCCACGCACGUAUCAUCAUCCACCGACGUGUCAUCGUCUGAUGAAAGCACGGAUAUUUCCGAUGAGGAGGAGGAGGAGGAAGUAGAGGAGGAAGAAACUGAGAAGAUUGAGACCAUCAAGGAAGAAACAAGUCGCCUGGCCGCUGUGAACCUUGAUUGGACUUGCAUCAAGGCUGUGGACAUUCUGGUAAUGAUGAACUCUUUCGUGCCGAAGUCAGGGAGGAUAGAAUCUGUGACUGUUUACCCUUCUGAACUAGGGCUGCAGAAAAUGAAGGAGGAGGAGGAGAAAGGACCGCAAGCUGUUUUCAAGAGACAGAACAAUGGUGGCGAUGGUGAUAAUGAAGAUGGGGAAGAGGAUGAUGAUGAUGAUGAUGAUGAUGAUGAGAAACCUGAAAUAGACAAUGAGAAGCUGAGGAAAUAUGAGAAAGGUAGAAUGAGAUACUUCUUUGCAGUGAUUGUGUGCGAUAGCCCGGCCACGGCAGACGUGCUCUACAAGUCGUGCGAUGGGCUGGAGUUUGAACGAUCGUCGAAUAUCUUGGACCUGCGCUUCAUCCCAGAUGCAAUGACAUUCACACAGCAGCCACGAGACAGCGCAACAGAGCACAGCAGGGUGAAAUUGACUUGGGAUGACGACGAGCCAUCACGACUGGUCACACUGAGGCGCAAAUUUACUGCUGAUGAGCUGAACGAGAUGGACUUUCAAGCGUACCUCGCGACGGAUUCAGAAAAAGAUGCCGACGGAGAUGAGAGUGAAGAUGAAGAGGAUGAUGCUGAUGAUGAUAAUGAUGGUGAUGAAGAAGAUGCUGACGAUGGCAUGGAUGGUGAUGUGGCAAAGGAGAAAGAGAAGCAACAAGGAGGUAGAGCGGUUGAGGUUUCUCUGGGGAAUGCGGGUUCGAAGAAGAGCAGGAAGUUACAGAACGGUGAUGAAAUAAACGCAGCCAACGGCGGUCGUGCUGAUGGCGAUGGAAAGGGAAAGAAGAAGAAGGGUGGAAAGAAGGAGAAGGCUCAGAGGGACAGGGAGAAGUUCAGGGCAUUGUUGCUUGGAGAGAAAGAGGGAAAAGGGAAAAGCAGUGGCAAAGGAGCCGGCGAUAGCGACGGAGACGAGGAGAAGGAGGGGGAAGAGGAGGAGGAGGAGGAGGAGGAGGAGGAGGAGGAGGAGAAGGAGGACAUGGAGAUCACUUUCAACGUGGGACUUUCGGAGCUGGGAGAGAGAAUGCUGCAGAAGAGGAAGGAGAAAGAGUUGCAUGAGAAGGAGACCGUCUGGGAGAGGUAUUUGAGGAAGAAGAGUGAGAAGAAGAAAGAGAAGAAGAAAGCAAGGGAGGCGGCAGUGAAUCGUCCAUCCGAUGACGAAGAAGCUGCGGAGCAGAGAGGCAGGGAAAAGGAGUCUGGGGAUGCUGUAGUCGAUGGAUUUGACGACCCGUUCUUUGCAAGCGAUGCAGAGGAAGGAAUAAGGGACUCCUCCUCCGACGAAGAAGAAGAUGAUGAGGAGGAUGAGGAAGAAGGACGAGGGAGAGGAAAGGGAAGACAGAGUGACAGAGUUCAGGAGAACCGCAAGGGAGACCGGAAAAAGGGUGGAGAUAAAUUAGAGAAAGGAGAGAAGGACCUGCAAAAGAGGAGAGAAGAGAAGGAGAGGCAAAGGAAAGAGGACGAGAAAGCAAAAGCAGAACUGGAGCUUCUCAUGAUGGACGAUGACCUGCGUGGACGGAACACGGAGGCCAAGGGUUAUAAUCUGAAGUCGGAACGGAGAAAGGAGAAACAAAGGGUAAAGAAGAUGAAAAAGUAUGGCGAGACUGGUGACAAUGAUGCAGAUAUGGAAGGGAUGGACAAGAACAAGGCAACGGUGGACUUCGAUGACCCUCGCUUCAGCUCCCUCUUCACUUCGCAUCACUUCGCUAUCGAUCCAACUGAUCCUCACUUCAAAAAGUCUGCUGGUCAGCUGAGCAUUUUGGCAGAAAAGCAACGGAGGCGGCUACAGGAGAGACAUCAGAAAACACAAGUUAGAGAGGAUUCCAAGGCAGAGGACAAGGGGAAGGGUGUGACUGAUAUGGAUGAUGAGAAGAACGCAAAGCGGAAGGGAAAAGUGGAGCUGGAGUCUCUUGUACGUUCAUUGAAACGGAAAGUGGGAGGUUCCAGCGACAACAAAACUGUGCAUCAAGGAAUGAAAAAAGUGGAUGGCCAUGAGGCGAAGAGGAAACUAACAGGCACGGGCGAACGUGCCGCACCGUCUUCAAUGAAAAAAAGGCCGAAGUUUUGAGUUGUCAGUGAGUGAAAUUCUGUUCUGUGGAGUUUAUGCACCUGCCUUUGCAUUUGCAUUUGCAUUUGCAUUGAUAACCGCCCCGCAGGCAUUGGGAUGUGUGCAGGAUGGAGAUAGCAAGAGAGGGAUAGAGAAAAGGGAACGUAGAGAGAGUGAGAGGGAGAGAGAGAGAGAGCGGGCAGAGUGGAGCAGAGACAAAUGGGAGGACAGACGCAAGAGUUAGAGAGAGGAGAGAGAGAGAGAGAGAGAGAGAGAGAGAGAGAGAGAGAGAGAGAGAGAGAGAGAGAGAGAGAGAGGCUGGCAACGGAAGGGCUUACCCUAGCCCACUGCAUUUAUUUCAUUCCUCCUACAUUGUUGAAAUACCCAAGGGCCUUUGAGCUUGGUGUUAUGAGGUGUUAUGGAAGUUUGAAGAUCUUUCGGGACAGUUCGACGAUACGUCGGUACUUGAUUUUGAAAGGCGACGUCUGAUCUCUGCAGUUAGCUUUGGGUUGAGGAGUUUUGGGAAGGUGAAUGAUAUGUUUUGCCUUUUGCGCUUCUUGAAAGAGACUGCGAACUUCAUUGUGCCUUAGGAUAUCUCAGAGUGUUUGUUCAGUAGGUUCACUUCUUUUUUGUCCUUUUCUCCCUUUCUGCCUACGGUUCACUGAGCAGUUCGUUGUUACGCUUCGGCAGGUUUUCCCUGGCGGGUUUGAAAGCCGCUUAGAGCCGUCAGAGGUGGAAGAUGUAGGUGUAUGACGGCGCAAGGGAGGAAGAAAGGUGACAGCUAAUGUAGGUUUUAUGGGCUGAACAGGUAUUUUAUGGCUGAUGCAGGUGACAGCUAAUGUGUAGCGCCUGUCUGAGGCUUAGCAGGGAAGUGUGUCGGUGCCAUGUGACCGUCCUUUUCUUGCAUUGUCACACACAUCCCCAGGCCUACCUUGUGUGUGUGUAUUGCUCAUCCACGUCUGAUUACGCUGCCAUUUUUGUCAAAAUGUCAGACACGCUACAAUUGAAGGGCGUCUCUCUGCACACAGUUGUAUGUGUGCAGAGGACUGAUCUUGUACGUGUGCAGCAUCCGCACAUGAUUUUCGCGUGAGGACUGAUCUUGUAUGUGUGCAGCGUCCGCUCAUGAUUUUCGCAUGAGGACUGAACUUGUAUGUGUGCAGCGUCCACACGUGAUUUUUGCAUGUCCAAGUUGCUACGGAGGACACGUGUUGGUGGUGUACGACCAUCCUUUUCUUGCACCGGCACAAAUACGCCCAGGCCUUGUGUGUAUUUCUCGUCCACCUCUGGUUACGCCGCCAUUUUCGUCA